AUGAGCGGCAUGCAGCUCCCAGCAGGAUUCAGGCCCUCCGGACAGCCCGGGGGACAAGGCGGCGGACCAUCGCCUGCAGAGCGUGAAGCGGCAGAGGCCAGAGCGAGGCAGCAGGAUGAGAUGAAGAGGACUAUGAUCUCGGCUAUGCUUGAGCCCGCUGCGAGGGAAAGGCUGUCGAGAAUCUCCCUCACCCGACCACAACUCGCCUCUCAAGUAGAAACGAUCCUCGUGAAUAUGGGCCAGCAAGGGCAGAUCAGGGGGCAAGUGUCUGAUGAAGCCUUGAAGGGGCUUCUGGAGCAGGUUUCCAACCCGCCACCCGCAAAGAACACACCGGCUAUGCCGACCUCGGCCAGAACAAAAACUCUUGGGAAGGGCAUCACUAUCCAGAGGAAGAGGGACGACUCUGACUCUGACGAGUACGAUCUGUAA
Messenger RNA from Cryptococcus wingfieldii CBS 7118, 429 nucleotides. RefSeq lists its product as hypothetical. The transcript has 4 exons. Bases 1 to 429 code for a protein of 142 amino acids. Gene Ontology annotation, cellular component: nucleus; cytosol. Gene Ontology annotation, molecular function: DNA binding. Lineage: Eukaryota; Fungi; Basidiomycota; Tremellomycetes; Tremellales; Cryptococcaceae. The record is from RefSeq and is a predicted model, not a curated record.